Gadus macrocephalus (Pacific cod) is the source of this 2395-nucleotide messenger RNA. It is a transcript of the gene aqp7, whose product is annotated as aquaporin 7. Gene Ontology annotation, biological process: water transport; glycerol transmembrane transport. Gene Ontology annotation, cellular component: plasma membrane; basolateral plasma membrane. The transcript has 6 exons. NCBI's taxonomy places the organism in Eukaryota, Metazoa, Chordata, Actinopteri, Gadiformes, Gadidae. Bases 324 to 1268 code for a protein of 314 amino acids. Gene Ontology annotation, molecular function: glycerol channel activity; water channel activity; urea transmembrane transporter activity. The record is from RefSeq and is a predicted model, not a curated record.
GGAUGUGAAACUGACCUCGUGGUACGGAGUCUAUGUGACUCACAAGAGGGGCUCAUGAAGGAGGGGGCAUAGCAGGGGCUAUAUAAUGUUCCCACAGUUAUUGUUGGGGUGCGUACUACAUGGAACAGAAGAAUAAGCAGAGGAGAAGACUUUUGAAAUGUAUUUAGUUGAAGUACAGAUAUAGCUCAUGUAUUUGUUUAAAGCGUAUAUUGCUGGGCAGGAAAUUCUUUGUCAAAUGGACAGGAAAACAGGGACGCUGAAGUCAAGAUUUAGAGCCAUGGUCUUUUCUCUGUGUUGAAACCACAUGAGUCUAUAGGAAGUAUAUGCUGGAGAAGGACAAAAUGAAGGAUUCAGUAGAAUCAGUAGAUCCGAGAGAGGACCAGCAGGAAAGGGGUCACAGAUCUGGACCUAUGGCUUGUCUGCGCAGCAGGUUCAUUCGGGUUGGACUGGCGGAGGCCCUCUGCACCUAUGUUAUGAUGGUGUUUGGCCUGGGCUCAGUGGCACAGGUGGUCACGGGCCAUGGAGCAUUCGGACAAUACCUCAGCAUCAACAUUGGCUUUGGCCUUGGAGUGACCAUGGGAGUGCAUGUUGGAGGUUCAGUCUCAGGGGCUCAUAUGAAUGCAGCAGUCUCAUUGGCCAUGUGUAUGUUUGGCCGCCUUGCGUGGAAGAUGCUCCCUGUCUAUGUUUUUGCCCAAUUUCUCGGGUCGUUUCUGGCUGCGGCGACAAUCUAUACCGUGUUCAAUGAUGCCAUCUUUGACUUUGGGGAUGGGAACCUGACCACGACGGGCGCUAAAGCCACCGCUGGGAUCUUCGCCACCUACCCUGCGCCCUACCUCUCUCUGCAAUCUGGAUUCAUCGAUCAGGUUUUGGGAACGGCCAUGCUCCUGCUGUGCCUGACGGCACUCUCUGACCAGAGGAACAAGCCGGCAGCGAGGGGCAGCGAGAGCCUGAUGGUGGGCCUCCUGGUGAUGCUGAUUGGCGUCUCCCUGGGCAGCAACAGCGGCUACCCCAUCAACCCCACCAGGGACCUCGCACCCAGACUCUUCACUGCUGUAGCCGGCUGGGGCAACGAGGUCUUCAGAGCCGGAAACGGGUGGUGGUGGGUGCCUGUGGUGGCGCCCUUGUUAGGAGGAGUGAUGGGUGCAGGACUGUACAAGGCUGUCGUAGAGCUUCAUCACCCGGCCAUUGUGUGUGGCCAGAACAGCCAUGGAGAGCAGGAGGAGAUGCAUCCUCUGGAGAAACAAAGCCACGCUGAUGUGUGUGUGUGAGAGAGACACUUCCGGGGAAAUGUGUGACAGCUCACCUGCACCUCUUGUUUCACUUGAGUGAAAGAGAAGAAGCUAAAUAUAUAUCUUAAGCAUACAUGUUAGACAUUAAUUGACUAGUAGAUUGUAGAUUGAGCAGGAUAAGUGUGCAAGGAGUGAAUAAUGUCGCAGACAGUGACUUCAAUUAAGUGACACAGAAAUGUAUUUGUUUUAUUAUAAAUAAAUGUAGGCAUACACAUUUAUACAGUAUGCAUAAAAACAGGUAACCUGUCAAGGUACCCGUAGAGCAAAACAUUUAGGCAUUUACAUUAUUUAUUAUGGGACAGCUUGAAGCCAAAGUGUGAACACUAUGUGUCUUAGCCAAUCAAGCGCCAGUGAGAUUUAGAACCAAAGGAAAGUGUCAAUGAAACAGCAUCUAUCUAUUAGCACUUUCAGAUUUCUGAAUAUAAAGUGCUCUACAAAUUAAAUAUAUUAUUAUUAUUAUUAUCUUUCCUUGGAUGCAAAGAUCUUGGGUUUUGGGGGCGGGACUUUCUUCAUGAGGCAGGUUAGAAGCACCUGCACUCCAAGUUAGAGAUUGGAUAAACUGUCCUGUGGGAUGAAUAAGUGUAUGAACAAAUAUUUUCUUUUGUAUGACAUUUGUCUGGACUUUUAGUUCUAGUGUUUUACAGUGUUGGAGCUGUGUUUGAGACAUCGAAUACUGAAUUAAACAUCAGUAAAAGGAGUCUCACAUGUAAUCAUUUGGCUGCAUGAAGCCUCACCCUACAUAAAGAGACAGUCUUUCCUCAACCAGAGCGAGAGUGCUGUUCCACUGGUAACCCAAGCAGGGCCUGGGUUGUGUAAGCAGCUAACAGCCAACGACCAUGCCAAAUAUGCUUUGAAUAACUUGUUUUCUUUCGUUUAUUUUUCUCUGAAAAGGAAAUACCAAGUAAUCUUGUGUGCUCUUAAAAUCCUUCAAGCUUGAAAUGUUUAUUAUGAUUUGACUUCCCUCCUACAAUGCUCGUUACUGCUCUUCCCUGUGUGUUUACAGGACAAAAGAUACUUAACCCCUGCUGGACAUUGGCCUGGUCUGGAUAGAUAUUAAUUUGUCCUCAACCCAUCUUUUGAUAAAUAAAACUCAAUUGUCAACUCUU